AUGUCGAAGCUUCUUGUAGUACUAUCGGUAAUAUCCGUCAGCUUGGCGGCACCAAUCAUCUAUGAUGAGAUAGUACCAGCCAUUACAUGGCGUGUGGGUCGUGCACCCAACGUGGCAUUUGGGUUCGGAAGUGGUUUCAGCAGUAACAUAGGUGGUAUCAGCCACUCCUCAGGAAUUGGUGCUUCCUACCAAAGUGGUGACGCUCAGGCUUACGGCUCUGGUGCAGGAGGUUCAGAUGGCAAUUUCGCCAGAGGUAUUGGCUACGCUCAGGCUGCACCCCACUAUGUUCAAUCCCGACCAUUCAUCGCACCAGCACAUCAACAAUCCUCAGCAUCAGCUUUCAAUAACGGAUUCGAUAGGAACUAUGGAUCAGCUUUAUCAUCAGCACAAAACUUCGGCAACUUUGGAUCAGCAGUGUCAUCUUCUCAAAGCAGCAACGGCUUCGGAUCAGCGAUAUCUUCGGCACAGAACAACGGUUUAGGUAACUACCAAACCGCUCAGGCAUCCGCUCAAAAUCAAGGCCUAAGAGGAUACGAAUCAGCUGUUUCCAGCGCCAGCAACCACGGUCUGGGUUACAACUCAGCACUCUCGUCCGCUAACAAUGCUGGUAACUUCGGAUCAGCUGUUUCUCUAGCCCAGGGUCACGGACCAAAUCACAUUGGCCAGGCUAUUUCCGCCUCCCAGAAUAUCGGUGGUUUCAAAUCCAGCAUUGCACACAGCUUCCAACAAAACGGCGCCUCCAUUCAACAGAGUGACGCUAGCAGCAUUAACGCUCCAGGCAUUCAGUCAUCACAAGCACAUGCCUUUAAUAAUAACUUUUAUUAA
This is a messenger RNA of Danaus chrysippus (African queen), 825 nucleotides long. Lineage: Eukaryota; Metazoa; Arthropoda; Insecta; Lepidoptera; Nymphalidae. The record is from the annotation of a GenBank genome assembly.